Messenger RNA from Hemiscyllium ocellatum (epaulette shark), 486 nucleotides. RefSeq names its product ferritin heavy chain, oocyte isoform-like. Gene Ontology annotation, cellular component: cytoplasm. The record is from RefSeq and is a predicted model, not a curated record. The coding region runs from base 1 to 486 and encodes 161 amino acids. Gene Ontology annotation, molecular function: ferric iron binding; ferrous iron binding. Gene Ontology annotation, biological process: intracellular iron ion homeostasis; iron ion transport. The transcript has 4 exons. Lineage: Eukaryota; Metazoa; Chordata; Chondrichthyes; Orectolobiformes; Hemiscylliidae.
AUGGCCAGUGUGAGGGUCCUGAUUGAGAUUUACUUCCCACUUUAUGUUCACUUGCAGUCCUCUUACUUUGACCGGGAUGAUGCUGCCCUGCGUCACUUUGCUGAGUUCUUCAAGGAGCAGUCCCAUGAGGAACGGGAACACGCUGAGAAACUGAUGGAAUUCCAGAAUAAACGUGGAGGCCGAGUCCUCCUGCAGGAUGUCAAGAAGCCAGAGCAGGAUGAGUGGGGCAAUGGUCUGGAGGCAAUGCAGAGAGCUCUGCAGAUGGAGAAGGAUGUGAACCAGAGUCUGCUGGAUCUGCGCAAACUCUCCUCUGGCCACAUGGACCCUCAUCUGUGUGACUUCCUGGAGAGGCACUACUUGGAUGAGCAAGUGAAGAUGAUCAAGAAGCUGGGAGAUCACAUCACCAACCUGAAGAGACUGGGAGCCCCUGAGAAUGGCCUAGGUGAGUACCUGUUUGACAGGCUCACCCUGGGGGAGAGUGACUGA